AUGAUUAGCAUCUUAACAUUGUUGACCAUAAAUUCUCCCUUUAUAUGCAACACUAACGUCUACCUGCAUUUGCCCCCACGCAGAGCACCGGCUGCAGCAGUGGCCCGUACAGGCCUGCCCGAGGGCAUGACAACAAACCAAACCUCAAUCGCAGAGUUCAUCCUUCUGGGGUUUCCUGUUGGACCCCAAAUCCAGCUGCUCCUCUUCGGCCUCUUCUCUUUGUUCUACGCCUUCACUCUGCUGGGGAACGGGGCCAUCCUGGGGCUCAUCUGUCUAGACUCCAAGCUGCACACUCCCAUGUACCUCUUUCUCUCGCACCUGGCCAUUGUGGACAUAUCCUAUGCCUCCAACAAUGUCCCCAAGAUGCUGGCGAACCUGGUGAGCAAGGAAAGGACCAUCCUCUUUGUCCCUUGCAUCAUGCAGACCUUUCUGUACAUGGCUUUUGCGCACACGGAGUGCCUGAUUUUGGUGGUGAUGUGCUAUGACAGGUAUGUGGCCAUCUGCCACCCUCUACACUACACUGUCAUCAUGAGCUGGAGGGUGUGCACGGUCUUGGCUGUCAUUUCCUGGGUGUGUGGCUCCCUUCUGGCCCUGGUCCAUGUGGUCCUCCUCCUGAGACUGCCCUUCUGUGGGCCUCAUAAGAUUAACCACUUCUUCUGUGAACUUCUGUCUGUCCUCAAGCUGGCUUGUGAGGACAUCAGCCUGAACCAUGUGGUCAUCUUUGCCGCGUCUGUGUUUAUCUUAGUGGGGCCCCUCUGUCUGGUGCUGGUCUCCUACACCCGCAUCCUCGUGGCCAUCCUGAGGAUCCAGUCUGGGGAGGGACGCAGAAAAGCCUUCUCCACCUGCUCCUCCCACCUCUGCGUGGUCGGGCUUUUCUUCGGCAGUGCCAUUGUCAUGUACAUGGCCCCCAAGUCCAGCCACCCUGAGGAGCAGCAGAAGAUCCUUUCGCUGUUCUACAGCCUGUUCAACCCGAUGCUGAACCCCCUGAUCUACAGCCUGAGGAACGCAGAGGUGAAGGGCGCCCUGCGGAGAGUGCUGUGCAAGGAGAGGUCAGUGUAA
Molecule: messenger RNA, 1059 nt
Organism: Echinops telfairi (small Madagascar hedgehog)
Lineage: Eukaryota; Metazoa; Chordata; Mammalia; Afrosoricida; Tenrecidae
Product: olfactory receptor 2A5
Exons: 2
Coding region: 1-1059 (352 amino acids)
Biological process (GO): G protein-coupled receptor signaling pathway
Cellular component (GO): membrane
Molecular function (GO): G protein-coupled receptor activity; olfactory receptor activity
Source: RefSeq, a predicted model, not a curated record